Hansenula ciferrii is the source of this 2436-nucleotide messenger RNA. RefSeq names its product AP-3 complex subunit beta (gene APL6). The record is from RefSeq and is a predicted model, not a curated record. Gene Ontology annotation, cellular component: membrane coat. Gene Ontology annotation, biological process: vesicle-mediated transport; intracellular protein transport. NCBI's taxonomy places the organism in Eukaryota, Fungi, Ascomycota, Saccharomycetes, Phaffomycetales, Wickerhamomycetaceae. The transcript has a single exon. Bases 1 to 2436 code for a protein of 811 amino acids.
AUGUCUGAAUCAAUCACCAGAAUCACCUCAAUGCUUGAAUCAGCUAGGGAUCUUACACUUGAAGCUGCUGCUGCUGCCUCUGCUAAACUUGCUGAAACACCAGACAGUGUAAGACCAAAGGAAGUCAGUGCAUUGUUAAACUCUCGAUAUGAUAGAGAUGUGCUUAAAGGGUUGAAAUAUGUCAUAUCCUUGAUAUCUAGUGGUGAAGAUGCUUCUAAGUACUUUACAGAUGUCGUGAAGAACGUGACUUCAACAAACCUUAAAACUAGAAAACUGGUUUAUACAUACUUAUUGAGAUAUGCUGACAAAGAGAAUGAUGUGGCACUCCUCUCAAUAAACGCCAUUCAAAAGUCAUUGGGUGAUACGAACGAUCAAGUGAGAGCUUUAGCUAUUAGAGUGAUGUCGGAGAUCAAAAUCUCAUCAAUAUAUCCUAUUGUUCAAUUAGGAAUCAAGAAAUGUAUUAAUGAUAUCUCACCAAACGUCAGAAAAGCUGCCGCUUUAUCAUUAGCUAAAGUAUAUUAUAAUCACGGUGAAAGCUCGGUUGAUGAGCUCACGGAUCAUUUAAAGAAAUUGUUAAAGGACAAAGACUCAAAAGUAUUGAGUUCGGCUAUAUUGGCCUUCAGAACCAUUACUCCUGACAAAUUCGAGCUUUUACAUGGUCACUUCAGAAGGUUUUGCUCCAUUUUUGGGAACUUGGAUGAAUGGGCACAAGUUUAUUUGAUUGAAAUUUUCACAGAUUAUUGCAGACUGUACAUUCCAAAACCAAAGAUAUACAAUGGUGCCACCAACGAAAAAGAAUUCAUUGAUCUCCCAGAUAACUACAAUGAAAUUCCUUAUCCAGUAUAUGAUGUUGAAUAUGACUCUGACUUGAAAUUAUUCUUAGAUUCUAUAAAGUAUCUUGUAUACAGCUCCAAUGAGGCUGUAAUAUUAGCUGUUGGUAGAGCAUACUUUCACCUAACUCCACCAAAAACUUUCAAAGAGUCACAAAUAUCAGCUGCCUUUGUCAGGGCUCUACAAACAAGUACAAGUGAAAUUCAAGUUUUUAUACUUCAGAGCAUAUUAUAUAUGGCUGCACAUGAUCCAACACUAUUUGUCCAGUAUGAAAAAAGAUUUUAUUUAUUUCCUGGAGAUCAUUUCCUGACAGCACAGUUCAAGUUAAAAGUUUUAUCAAUUAUUUGCAAUGAAAACAAUAUAAGACAAAUUACGAAUGAGCUACAAUAUUAUGUCUUAAAUACAACAGAUCCAAAAAUUGCUGUUGAAUCUGUGAAAUCAUUGGGCGCGUGCUCACAUGUUAGUGACUAUUGGAGUUCAAAGGCGUUGAAAUGGCUGUUAUCCCAAGUUCCUGUUCCUGGAUAUGAAAAAUCUGUAACAGCUGAAUUUUUGACGGUCAUUAGAUACCUUGUUCAGCAAAAUCCUGAAAACAACGUCAAAGUGGUCAUUAAACUAGCAAAUUUUCUGGAUGAUAUAUCUCUUUUGGAUUCAAACGCUAAGGAAAGUAUCAUUUGGCUUGUCGGUGAAUUUGCUGGAAUUGAGUCAAGAAUUGGACCAGACGUUUUGAGAAAACUUGCAAAAACAUUCGCUUUUGAACAAAAGCCAGUUAGACAACAGAUUUUGCUACUAUCAGCUAAAUUAUACUCGUAUGAUGUUGAAACUUACAAACUAGAGACUGGAGAUCAUGGUCUAGAAAACUAUAGAAAUGAAAAUCGCAUUGUUUGUAAACUUUUCAAUCAUAUAAUUAAUUUGGCCAAAUACGAUGACGAUUAUGAUGUGAGAGAUAGAUCAAGAUUAUUGAAUUCUCUUUUGAGCUCCAGAGAAACACAGCUUGCAACUUUAAUACUUCAAGCACCAAAACCUGUUCCAGUCGUUGCUCUCAGAAAUACGAAUGAUAAAAAUAAUACUGCUGGAUUCACUGAUGAUGAUUGGGGUUAUUUAGGGAUCGAGGAAAUGAUUAAAAAUUUCAAUACUCUUCCAGAAUGGUCUGCUGAAGGUGAAAUACCUGAGAAAUCUAUCAGAGAUGAAAUAGAUGUCAGCGUUGCACCAAAAAGCUUCUCGCAGCAAAGUGUCUCAAGCCGUCAAAACUUUAUAAACUCAAAAAACGAUAUCACAAAACCGGCCAAUAGAAAAUUCAAGCUUCAAAGUUUGGAUGAUUUUUUUGCUGAAGAUGAUUUAAGGCUCGAGAAUUUUCCAAGAAAAACAGUGAUUGUGGAGGAAAGUGAUACUAGUGAUGAGGAAGAAGAUGAUGAUGAUGAUGAAGAAGAAGAAGAAGAUGAUGAUGAUGACGGUGAAGAUGAAGAUGACGACGAUGAAGGAAAAAAAGACGAAGAUGAAUUUGGUGAAGGCAGCUUUGAAGGUGAAUCUGGAGAAAGUGAAGAUGGUUCUAGUGAUAGUACAGGCCAGUAUGAAGAGGGUGACUACUUAAAAAAACCAUUAAUUUAA